Molecule: messenger RNA, 925 nt
Organism: Aspergillus alliaceus
Lineage: Eukaryota; Fungi; Ascomycota; Eurotiomycetes; Eurotiales; Aspergillaceae
Product: Fcf2 domain-containing protein
Exons: 3
Coding region: 112-837 (241 amino acids)
Biological process (GO): RNA processing
Cellular component (GO): nucleolus
Molecular function (GO): RNA binding
Source: RefSeq, a predicted model, not a curated record
CGACUUCUUUUAUUUUCUUUGUGCUACUACCUACCCUUUGUCUCUCCCAAAAGUAUUUACCUAGUACAUUUCGGAUUUUCUGCUUCUUUUCAACUUCUGGACUGCUAGGAUAUGACUCGAUCAAUAUGUGGUGAAGUCGGACUUGUUAAUAGGCAUGAUGAAAUUAAACACACAGACUAUGAUAUUGAGCAGCUCCUUCUGGAGGCAGAGGGGCGACUACGAGCUCACAGUGUGAUCACCACUGACAAACUCGAUACAAUAGAGGUAUCUAGUGAUCAGCCCCAACAUACUCUAUCAGGCAUUCCUAGAUUAUCCUCUGACCAUUCUCUGCAACCGUACCUCGUUCAGAAAGAUGAUCUUGCGACUGUCAAUACUACACGCGUCAUGAACAACCUCCAGGAUACAUCUAAGGGUCUUGUUCCCCAACUAUCCAAAGGAACAAAAGAUACGAAAUCCAAGAAGGAAAAGCCCACAGCGGGUAGCGAUUGGUUCGACCUUCCCAAGACCGAAUUGACUCCAGAGCUCAAAAGGGAUCUACAGCUUCUCAGAAUGCGUUCUGUAUUAGACCCCAAGAGACACUACAAGAAAGAAAACGCCAAGGCUCAGCCACCUAAGUAUUCUCAAAUAGGGACUAUCAUUGAAGGCCCCACCGAGUUUUUCAGCGGUCGUAUCACCAAAAAAGAUCGCAAGAAAACCUUCGUUGAAGAAGUACUCGCUCAAGAACGGCAAACAAGGCGUUUUGAGUCUAAGUACAGAGACAUUCAAACCAGCAAGCAAAGUGGCAAAAAGUCCUUUUACAAAAAUCUGCAGGCCAAGAGAAGAGCCAAAGGCAAGUGAAGAGCCAAAGGCAAGUGAAGAAGCUAAUGCCACUCCUGCAUGGAUGGUUUUGGAAGCCGUAGUACUGCAAAAGGGACGGUUGUAUUCG